Molecule: messenger RNA, 2808 nt
Organism: Dictyostelium discoideum AX4
Lineage: Eukaryota; Evosea; Eumycetozoa; Dictyosteliales; Dictyosteliaceae
Gene: forI
Exons: 3
Coding region: 1-2808 (935 amino acids)
Source: RefSeq, a predicted model, not a curated record
AUGCAUGAUAUCGAUGUUGCAAUUCAAAUAAACAUGUUAUUUCUUCCACCAACCAAUGAAUUAAUAAGAGUUGAUAGCAAUUCUAAACAACUCAAUCAACCACAACAGCAACAACAACAACAACAACAACAAAUAAAUAAUGAAAAUGAAAAUUCAAUAAAUAACCAAGAAAAUAAAGAAAACAAUAAUAAAGAUAAUAAUAAUAAUAAUAAUAAAGAAAUUAAACAAUCAUCAGAAUGGGGUUCAAAAUUUUCUUCAUUAUUUUCUAAUAUGACAAAAAAAAAGAAAUCAAACUUUGAUCUUGAAAUGGAUGCAAUUAAGGAUGCAUUUUUAUUAAAUAAACCAAUAAAUAAUGAAGAAGGUCUUUUAAUUUAUUCAUUAGAUAAAUCAAAAAAGUAUAUUCAUUCCCUUAGUGAAUUAGAUAUUGGUUAUGUUUAUUUAACAGAAAAAGAAACUCCAAUAAUUAGACAAAAUGAAGAUGAAGUUAUCUUGGCAAAUAAAGUUAUAAUUCAAGCAAAUACAAUGAAACGUUUUUCAAUUAAAGGUAUUUUACAAAGUGAUGUUACAACAAAUGCAUUAGAAAUAUUUACAAAGAGAAAAAUGUCACAAGGUGUAUUAUUUUUAGAAGAGGAUGGAUCAUUAUGUAGAAUUUUUUAUAAGAUUCAGGAUUUAAUAACUGAUACGAUCUAUUGUAAUCAAGAUGAUACGGUUAUGUUACAAAAGUUACCAAAUAAUGAAGGUAUUAGAUUUAGAUUUAGAGGUAGUUUCAAUAGAGAACAAGUUCAACAAGCAAUGUUAGCAUUUUCACAACCAUCUGAUCCUCAAACUUGGAAGAGAACUAUCAUUCUUAGGGAACAACAACAUCAUUCCUCUCAAUCAUUCACUGGUGAUAGUGUUGCGAGUAGAUUCCUUAAUAAACUAUCAAGUAAGACAAAAGAGGAUGAAGAAAGUAAUGAUUUGAAAACAAAGAGAGAAAAUACAGUUUUAAAAUUAAAAAAUCGUAUGAAAAUCGAUUGGGAUUGGAAAUAUACCUCUACCUCUGUACCAAUUGAUCAAGAACCACCAACUUUUAUUGAUAAUAUGGUAAAUCGUGUUCGUGAAAAAAUUUCUGGUUCAAAUAAUAAAUUAUCAGAUUUAUUAUCAUCUGCAAAGAAACAACCACAACAACAACCACAAAAGGAUGUUACUUCUUCUUCUUCCUCCUCCUCAAAUUCAUCAAGUCCAUAUUUAGAUAGUGUUGAUAAAUUAGUAAUUACAACAAAUGAUAGUAGUUCUUCAAAUCCAUUACCAGAUUUUGAUAAACUUUCAUUAUCAUCAGAUGAUAAAGUUAAUAAUAAUAAUGUACAAAUUGAAAAUACUACACCAUCAGUUCCACCACCUCCACCUGUUGGUGCUCCACCCCCACCACCCCCACCUCCACCUCCACCACCACCACCUCCACCAUCAACAUUAAAAUUAAAUCGUAAUCGUAUAAGUACACCAAAGAAACCAAAUAAUAGUGGUGGUGGUGGUGGUGGUGGACAAUUAACACCAUUACAAAAGAAAAUGAGACAACUUCAUUGGAAUGCAAUUCCAAGAGAGAAAUUAAAAGAAACAUUUUGGGAUAAUUUAUCACCAGUUAAAGGUAAUGAUAAUGAUCAAACUUUAGUUGAAUCUUGGUUUUCAUUAUCACCAAUGGCAAAAGAAAAAAUGAGUAAAGAAAAUUUAAAUAAUAGUAAUAAUAAUAAUAAUAACAAUAGUAAUAAUAAUGGUGAGGAACAAUCACUUUCUGAUAGUGGUAAUACAAUAGUAAUUUCAAAAAUUAUAAUUUUAGAUUUAAGAAGAUCAAAUAAUAUUUGUAUUUUAUUAUCACAAUUUAAAUUAUCAUAUGGUGCAAUUAAAGAGGCAAUUUUAUGUUUUGAAGAUGGUAAAUUAUCAGUUGAACAAUUGAUUGCAUUGGAUGCAAUGUUACCAAUCUCUGAAGAGGAAUAUCAAUCACUUUCAAGUGCAAACUAUCAAUCGAUUGAACAACUCGGAAAUGCAGAGAGAUUCCUCAUUGAGAUGAUGUCCAUUCAACACUUACAACAAAGAGUUCAAACUUAUCUUUUCAAAUUAGAGGUUUGCUCAUUACUCGAUUCAAUUGAAAUCAAUAAUAAUCAAUUAUCAAAAGCAAUUGAACAGUUGAGAAAUAGUCGUAAAUUCAUUAAAGUUUUAAAAGUUAUUUUCCAUAUUGGUAGUAUUUUAAAUCGUGGUACUUAUUUAAAUUCAACAAAAGGUUUCAAAUUGGAUUCUCUCUCGAAAUUGUCUGAAACUAAAUCAAAAGAUCAAAAACAUACCGUUGUUGAUUUCAUUGAAAUUUACAUUCGUGAGAAUCAACCUGAACUUUUAAAUUUCUAUUCCGAAUUGGAUUUAUUAGAUAAAAUACCUCAAUCAUCAUUAGAGAAUAUUUUAGAGGAAUCAAAUGAAAUUGAAAAUAAAUUUAAACAAGUUGAUCAAGAAAUUCAAUAUCAUCAACAACUUUUAACAAAUGAUAAUAAUAAUACUUUAUCAUCAUCAUCAUCAUCAUCAUAUGAUCAAUCUAAAGAUACUUAUCUUAAAGUUAUGUCACCAUUUUAUGAUACUUUUAAUACUCGUUUCAUUACUAUUAAACAAUCAACUCAACAAACUCUUAAACAAUUCCAAGAAUGUUGUAUUUACUUUGGUGAAGAUCCCCAAAAUAUCACCUCAAAAGAUUUCUUUUCAAAUAUUGUUAAAUUUUCUAUCGCUUUUAAAAGUAGUAGUAAUAAUGCCAAAAAAUCUUUAAAUUUAUCAACUUUAAAUUCUAAAUAA